CCUUAGGAAAGAUUGUUGUGUUGGUAGUGUAUGUUGAUGACAUCAUCCUAUCAGGGGGAUGACACGGCAGAAAUUGCUAAGCUAAAACAAAGGAUGACAAGUGAAUUUGAAAUCAAGGAUCUUGGUAGUUUCAGGUAUUUUCUAGGGAUGGAAAUGGCAAGAUCAAAAGCAGGAAUAUCUGUAUCUCAGCGGAAGUACACUCUGGACUUGUUAAAGGAAAUAGGAAUGACUGGAUGCAAACCUAUUGACACUCCUAUUGAGGUCAAUAGCAAACUGAAAAGUAUUUUGGAAGGAGUUCCUGUGAAUAAGGAGAGGUAUCAACGCUUAGUAGGAAAACUGAUUUACUUGUCUCAUACUAGGCCCGACAUCUCCUAUGCUGUGAGUGUAGUAAGUCAGUUCAUGCAGAGUCCAUAUGAGGAGCACGUGGAAGUUGUGACUCGAAUUUUGAGAUAUCUAAAGUCCACCCCUGGGAAGGGCUUGGUGUUCAGGAAACAUGACACACGGAGCAUCGAGGCAUAUACUGACUCAGAUUGGGCCGCAUCUGUGAUUGAUAGAAGGUCAACCUCAGGGUACUUACCUUUGUAUGGGGAAAUUUGGUAACUUGGCGGAGUAAAAAACAGGGUGUAGUGGCCAGAAGUAGUGUUGAGGCAGAGUAUAGAGCUAUGAAUCUGGGAGUGUGUGAAGAAAUCUGGUUGCAGAAAGUUUUAUCUGAUCUUCACGAGAGUAGUUCGGGGCCCAUGAAGCUAUAUUGUGAUAAUAAGGCUGCCAUCAGUAUUGCGAAUAAUCCCGUGCAACAUGAUAGAACCAAACAUGUGGAAAUUGACAGGCACUUUAUUAAAGAAAAGUUAGACCGCAGAGCUAUUUGUAUUCCCUAUGUACCUUCAGUCCAACAAAUUGCAGAUGUUUUUCGAAAGGGUUAUCAAGACAGACGUUUGAAGCUUGUAUUAAGCAAGUUGGGUCUUGCCGAUAUCUAUGCCCCAACUUGAGGGGGAGUGUUGAAAUACGUUGAAUUAACCCUAAGGGCAUUUUUGUAAUUUAUGCUAUAUUUGCUAAAUUAGAGUUU
Benincasa hispida (wax gourd) is the source of this 1063-nucleotide messenger RNA. The record is from RefSeq and is a predicted model, not a curated record. Lineage: Eukaryota; Viridiplantae; Streptophyta; Magnoliopsida; Cucurbitales; Cucurbitaceae.